AAAAGCGCCUCCCGAAGCCUUCACACACAGGCCGCCGAUCACAGGCUGCCUGAUAAGGGAUAACGAGGUGUGCACCCUUCCGUAAUCCGGUGUAAACACUUUGACUUGAAAGCUGAGCCAGGCAUGGGAGAGCAGGACAGGCUGGGAUAGCUAAUCAUCAGCAAAAACCAAUGCUGUUUACGGCUUGCUGGUGAGUCAACUUUGAACCUAUAAAAGGGACGCUCGUUGAUGUGCAGCGUAUCAUAGACAGUGUUAAGGGACGGCAGACCCUAUCGCCCGCCAUUAUUUCUCCAGUGGCCACGCGGACCACACGUUGUGAUCAUGGAAAUAUCAGAACCUACCAAGGUGGUGUUUUACGUGAGCCGCAUAUUUGGACUAGCACCUUACGUAGUGAAGCGCACAUCCAGCGGCCAAAUAGUGGACUACAAGCGAAAUGUGUUUCUCAUCAUUUACAGUGUGGCCCUCGUGUUUUGUUUGGCUGGCCUCACGUAUAAGGGCAUAUUUUUCGAUGUUACCUCCAAAAAGCCCAUACGCUUCGUUUUCAGAAUGAAAACGGCAACCUCGAAGGUCGUCACCAUUCUGGACGUUUCGGUGGUAGUGUCUGCCUGCAUCUGCGGCUCACUCAGCGGCAUAUGGGGGCUGCAUUUUGUGCGCGAGCUUAACCGACGUCUCACCGAGGCCGAUGAGAUACUGUCCCUGUAUGUGAAGGAAUGCAAUCGAAACCAGAGACAGCGCAAGAAAGGCAUCCUCAUGCUGGGGCUAGUCUGUUUUAUCAUCACCGGAGCGCUGUCUCUGGACAUAUGGGUUUGGUAUCGAAUUGCCGACAAGAUCAAGAAGGAGAACAGUAAUUCAAGUGCAAACGUGCUCGGCUACUUCCCGUUUUACUGUCUCUACUACAUACUGAUGAUGUUCCACGUGCUGUUUGCACAAGCUGCCCUCGGAAUAGGCAACCGCUACCGUCAUCUGAAUGUGGCACUGUACGAAAUGUUUCCCGAAUUUUACCGCACGCCUCUCAUCGAAAUUUCGUCCAUCUCGUCGAUCAACCUGGAGCAGGAGAAAAAUGUAUCGAUCGACAUCGAUGUGCGGAAAUGUGUUGCCAGUGUGACGCACCACGGAUUUCAGCGGAAGCGCAGCUCUACGUCAAAGAAGAUAAUAGAAGAUCUGGCUGAAAUACAUGCUUCCCUAUCGUACUGCAUAGUUCUCGUCUCCAAGACCUUUGGAAUAGCUUUGCUCACCGUGCUGGGCUCCUGCCUGUUGCAUUUGGUCGCCACAUCCUACUUCUUGAUGGUGGAGCUGGUUGGAGAUAAGGAUGCCGUUUUUGCGUGGAUCCAGGCGCUGUGGUUGUUUAUACACAUUUUCCGAUUCCUACUCACGAUUGAACCUUGCCACAUAACGAACGUCGAGUCAAAUCGUACUAUUACGAUUAUUAGCAACUUGAGAAGAUACUGCAGGGAUGCUGAGCUGGUUGACAGUGUACGUUUGAGUUGCGCAAUGCUCUUCAUUUUGCAGAGCCCUUGUAGUUGCUUUAAAUUCCCCUGUUCUUUCGCUGCAGAUCAACAUGUUUUGGCAGCAGCUGGUAGCGAGCAAUUUUUCAUUCACCGCUUGCGGACUUUGCACAAUAGACAGACGCAUUAUCACUUCGGUUGGUUUCACACUCGUCUUUACAGUACAAUCGUGACUGGUUUGUGCGUAAUGUUCCCCUUUGUAUAUUGCAGUACUGUGGAGCUAUUGCCACCUAUUUGGUUAUUUUGAUUCAAUUCAAAGAGGCGGAUGAUAAUUCCGGGAGACUUCCGCACUAAGAGGCUACGCUGGUGUGACACCGACUUAUGCAACUGGAAUUUUACUGCUUGACAAUUGUGCACCCCAAAAGCAUUCGUCUAGCGGGCGUAUUAUUCGUAUCAGUCAUAAGAUGGUGAAAAUAAUGCUAAUUGAUACACAAAUAAACACAAUUCGUUGUUCGUUCCGACAA
This is a messenger RNA of Anopheles stephensi (Asian malaria mosquito), 1969 nucleotides long. RefSeq names its product gustatory receptor for sugar taste 43a (gene Gr43a). The record is from RefSeq and is a predicted model, not a curated record. Gene Ontology annotation, biological process: sensory perception of taste. NCBI's taxonomy places the organism in Eukaryota, Metazoa, Arthropoda, Insecta, Diptera, Culicidae. Bases 322 to 1752 code for a protein of 476 amino acids. The transcript is spliced from 11 exons. Gene Ontology annotation, cellular component: dendrite; membrane; neuronal cell body.